AUGACGUUGUUCCUGAUUAAAGAGUGGAAGAAAAGACUUGGAGGUCCGCAGGAUCCAUCGGCAUUCCUGAUGGGACUUGACAGCGAACGUUUUUCAACACGAGAGAAGGAAAUCAUCAUUCAUGAACUUGACGAUUGGGAUGUCAUCAUUCCGACAUGGUUUGAGAUUGCCGACUAUCUCCCUUCAAUUGAAAAGCUACACGAGAACACUAAAUUUGCGCAAAGGCACCGAGCUGCACUGUUGGCUUCAAAGGUUUCUUAUUGUCUUGGCGAUGAUCGGGGUGCUUUGAAUUUGGCUCUAGCGGCGGCUGACCUUUUUCAAUUGAUCCCACGCCCUUCGAGUAAAGCUGUCGGAAAUCAAGAUGAAUUGUACGUCAACAAGAUGAUUGAAAUUGGACUGGAUACUUACAAGGAGAACCGUGCACGUGGCGAGAAGUCUGAUGAAAAAUUGGAAGCUUUAGUCAACCGGAUUUUCCAAAACAACAUUGAUCGAAAGGAGCUUCGUUUUGUUAUUGGUUUGGCUCUUGAAACUCGUCGAGUCGAUAUGAUCGAGGCUGCAAUUCAAUCGAGUUCGGAUAAAAUUGGGCUUCUAACUGAGACGGUUCAGCGUGUGCUUGAAGCUCAACUCGAUACUGGACUUCGCAACUCUGUGCUCGACUUGUUGCUUGGAAUCUUUUCAAAAAUGCCGAAUCCAGAUUUUGUUGCAAUGUGCCAGUGUCUGAUUCGUUUGGAGAAGCCCCGAGAUGUUGCAUUAAUUCUCAGCCGUUUGCAUGGAACAGAUACUGAAGGAGAACUUAUGGCUUAUCAGCUUGCGUUUGAUCUAUACGAGAAUGCGACUCAACAGUUUAUCAACGCAAUCAACCGAGAGCUGGAAGAAGGAGGACAACACGAUGGUCAAGUAGCUACCGUAGCCGAAAAAACCACAACGCCGCCGCCCAAAGAUUCGCCAAAAUCUGACGAGUCUAGUCCAAGUACUGGUAUUGACAACCACUCGACGCCCAGCCCAAUCAAAGAAAUUAAUGCAAAAGAACGAAUCAGAUUGAUACUUUCUGGACAAGAGACAAUCCGUCUUCACAUGCAGUUUUUGAUCAAGAACAACCACACGGAUAUGUUGAUUCUCAAAGAAAUGAAGGAUAGUGUUCGUACAGCAACAGCCCAUAAUGCCACUUUGAUUGCGAAUGGGUUCAUGCACUUUGGAACAACGUGCGAUGAUUUCUUGCGGGAUAACCUCGAGUGGAUUGGAAAAGCAACUAAUUGGAACAAAUUCAAUGCUGUGGCAACGCUUGGAAUGAUCCAUCGGGGUCAUGAAGCUAACGCGAUGAAACUUCUCGAUGCUUAUCUACCAAAAACGGAAGUUGACCAAUUUGGAUUUAAAGAGGGAGGAGCAUUGUACGCGCUUGGCCUAAUUCAUGCCAAUCAUGGAAAUGCUGCUGUAAUCAAAUACCUUCGGGACCAACUACAAAAUGCCCAAGCAUCUCCUGUUCGUCACGGAGCCUGUCUUGGACUUGGACUUGCUGCGAUGGGGACACGCGAUCAAGAUGUUUACCGGCAGCUGAGAGACACUCUGUAUAUGGAUGAUGCGGUUACGGGAGAAGCAGCAGCGGUUGCGAUGGGUCUGGUUAUGGUUGGAGAUCACAACGACACGGUCUUUCAGGAAAUGGUCCAAUAUGCUCAAGAAACUCAACACGACAAAAUUCAACGGGGGAUUCGUACUGGCCUUUCACUUUUAGCUUUUGGUGGUGCCGAUACUGCAGAACCAUGGAUUGAUCAGUUAAUUGAAGUUAAAUCGAACGCUGUUCUCCGUCAAUCGGCUGUUUGCAUGUUGGCCAUGGCUUAUGCAGGCACCGGUAAUGCAAAUGUUGUCAGAAAACUCUUGGCCAAGGUUGCCGCUGAUCCUAACAACGAUGUGAAGAGAUGGGCUGUGAUUGGUUUAGGAUUUGUUCUGAGCAAGGAACCGGAUCAGUGCGUUUCAUAUACUUCAAUGCUGGUUGAACAUUUUAAUGGCCACGUUCGUUAUGGAGCUGCUAUUGCAUUGGGAAUUGCGUGUGCAGCAUCCGCAAACCGAGAAGCAAUUGCCCUCAUUGAGCCCCUACUUUCGGCCAAGGAGAACUUUGUUCGACAAGGAGCUGUCAUUGCCCUUGCUUUGAUUCAAAUUCAGCACACAGAAGCAACCUCACCAAAGAUCGCUGAACUGAGGAAAACUUUUACAAAGAUGGCUAGUGAGCGGGGUGAAGAUUCAAUGACCCGUUUUGGUGCUAUGGUGGCCCAAGGAAUUAUUGAUGCCGGAGGACGUAAUGUUACGGUGUCUCUCCAGAAUCGCAACGGCUAUCCCGAUCUAGCUGGUGUUGUAGGAAUGUUUGUCUCAAUGCAAUAUUGGUAUUGGCACUCAUUCACUCUUUGCAUCUCACUCGCCUUCAAGCCUUCAUGCAUCAUUGGGUUGAACACCAAAUUGGAGAUGCCGAAAGUGGAGUUCAAAUCAAAUUCUCGAGCUUCUGUUUUUGCCUACCCGCCAGCUAUUGAACCCAAACGAAAAGAGGAAAAAGAAAAGGUUGAAGCAGCUAUCCUUUCAAUCACCGGCCGAAAGAAGGGGAGCCUUUUGAGUGCGUUGAGACCUCUCUCGGCAGCGAAAAAAGAAAAGGAGGUUGAAAAGAUGGAUGUUGAUACCGAAGGAAAGACUGAAGCUAAAGAUGAAGUCAAAAUUGAAAAGAAGAAGAACGAACCUGAACCAUUGACUCACUCGAUCUCCAAUCCUGGCCGUGUUGUCAAACUGCAGUUGAAGACACUUGCAAACAUGGAAAACGCGCGAUAUUUGCCUCUGAAGCCGCUUAAUAUGGGUGGAAUUAUCAUGCUGCGUGACACGCGUCCAGAAGAAAAGGAAGAAUUAGUCGCUACGGUUGCUGCUGGUGGAAUCCCGGCUUCAGUGGAUGCAGUGGUCUCUGAACUUCAACCGCCCGCAGCUUUUGAGAUUGAGUUGAAGAAAUAU
Molecule: messenger RNA, 2982 nt
Organism: Mesorhabditis belari
Lineage: Eukaryota; Metazoa; Nematoda; Chromadorea; Rhabditida; Rhabditidae
Source: the annotation of a GenBank genome assembly